Messenger RNA from Pyricularia grisea, 1320 nucleotides. RefSeq lists its product as uncharacterized. Lineage: Eukaryota; Fungi; Ascomycota; Sordariomycetes; Magnaporthales; Pyriculariaceae. The transcript has a single exon. The record is from RefSeq and is a predicted model, not a curated record. The coding region runs from base 1 to 1320 and encodes 439 amino acids.
AUGCGGAACCUCUUCAGUACCCGACGCUCUACGGGGAUAGUCGUGGUCUCCGCCUGGGCCGUAUUCGCCUUUUUCUUCUACAUAUUUAUCUACAUCCCCAACCAGGAGAGUCUAAUCUCCUCCAUCAUGCAGAAGCUGGACAAGACGGUCACCGAACCCCAGACGCAGGCCGACCGGCAAAAGCUGCUGCAGCAGAAGAAGGAGGACGCCGAGGAGCAGCUGAGGCUUGCGGCGUCAAACUCCACGCUGGGCGUGCACUCGAUCCAGUUCCUGAACCUCCCGCAUCGCCACGACCGCUUCGACUCGGCCGCCAUCCAGUCCCUCCUUUCCGACCUCGAAAUCACAAACUUCCCCGCCGUCGUCGACACAGACAUCAAGGACCAGGGUCUACCCCCAACCAGCAAGCCCGGGCUGCUCAAGUCGUCCGAGAUUGGCUGCUGGCGCGCCCACGCAAACGUCUGGCAGUACCAGCUCCGGAAUCGCAUCCCUGCCCUGCUCAUCCUCGAGUCCGAUGCUGCCUGGGACGUCUACAUCCGGCAGCAGAUGGGCGUUCUGAACAAGCCGUUCCGCGAGCUGCUGGUCCAGGACAACCCGGACAUCCUUCGGCAGCCUACUUUCAACAACGAGACGUCGGCAGCAGAAGAACGCGAUGACAAGCGCGCCCGAACCCACGCCAAAGACAUCUACGAGAACUACGACGAAGAGAACCAGUACGUCGACCCCUUGCCCGCCGACCCGGAGGAUCCCUGGGCGGCGCGGACGGGGCUGUGGGACGUCCUGACCAUCGGGCACUGCUUCGACAGGCGCGACCCGGCGUCGACGUCCUUCCGGGUGUACGACGACCCCUGGGGCCCAAACAACGGGUUUCGCUUCAACGACAUCGGCAUGGACGAACCCCUGCAGCGGCAGCGGGUGGUGUACAGAGCAGGGGGCAUGGUGUGCACCACGGGCUACCUGAUCAGCCUGCGCGGGGCGGCCAAGCUCCUGAUCAGGACGAGCGUCAACCUAGACAUGCCGGUGGACCUGGCCAUGAACGAGAUGGCAAAGGCCGGGGAGCUCGUAGUUUACAGCGUGCAGCAGCGCAUCGUCGUGCAGUGGACCUACCGCAACGGGCUCGGCAUGAACGAGCGCGGCGCCCAGAGCGACAUUCACAACGAACAGUCAGAGGGCGAGUGGGACAUGAGCGGCUGGGAUGAGGCCUGGAAGACAAAGGACAUCUACGACUACAAGUGGUCGUAUUCAAACUCUGGCUUUGAGAACUUUGCUCUCAAGAAGGCUUGGGGAGUGGCAAUGAAUGAGUGGGACACGAUGCGCCGUUAG